AUGGAUCGCAUGGUGAAGGAGACGAAGGCCCGGCACCCGGAGGUGAACCUCAUGUACUCAACGCCUAAUUAUUAUAUGAUAGCCGUUAAUGGGCUGAACGUUACGUUUAAGGAAAGGGCAGUCACUACCUGUCCGUUUGGUCUAACCAUAAGCUUAAGCCUAUGGGACGGCGUAUCGGGAAAGUGUGGCUAUGAUGCCUGUCCACAGAGUGACCCCAAAAAGCUGAACAUACAUCUCAUCGCCCACUCCCACGAUGACGUGGGUUGGCUUAAAACGGCUGAUGGCUAUUACGACGACUCUGUCCACCUGAUCAUCACGAAUGUGGUGAAGGAACUGGAGAAAAAUGCUGAGCGCAAGUUCACCCAGGUGGAAAUUUAUUUUUUCAAACGAUGGUGGAGUGUACAGACCGAUGAGCGCCGGGAUGUGGUCAGGAAACUGGUGGCUGAGGGCCGGUUGGUGUUCACGAAUGGUGGGUGGACUGUAAAUGAUGAGGGUGCCGCUCAUUAUAAUAAUAUUAUUGAUCAGAUGACCCUGGGUUUAAAAUUCAUUAAUCAAACAUUCGGUCAGUGCGCGCACCCAAAAGUAUCCUGGCAAAUUGACCCCUUUGGCGCCUCCCUGGAAAUGCCCUCAUUAUACGCCCAAAUGGGAUUCGACGCCCACGUUGUCAACCGGGGGCCCAGUAUAGACAAGGGAGAGUACAUAUGGGACGCCUCCCGGGACCUAAACACCAAGAUCUUUACCACUGUAUUGCACGCCCACUACGAGCCCCCUAAGGGCUAUGACUUUGAAAACAACAAUAACUCCAUAACCGACCAAAAUGUGGAGCAAAAGGUCCGGGAAUUCAUAGAUAUCGCCAAAAACUAUAGCAAAGACUACGGAAACACAAACCAAGUGCUGAUGACAAUGGGUAUGGACUUCAGGUAUAAGACAGCGAACACGUGGUUUGAAAACAUGGAGCGUAUGCUUAAGGAGGCAAAGGCCCGGCACCCGGAGGUCAAUAUGAUGUACUCAACGCCUAAUUGCUAUAUUAAAGCCCUUAAUGGACUCAACCGGACGUUUGCUGAGAGGUCGGUAGACUACCUGUCCUAUUGGGUCGGGUAUUAUUCUAACAGACCGGCAUUGAAGUACCAGGAUAGAAUUACUAAUAAUAUGUUGCAGGCGAGCAAACAGUUGUCAGUAUUGGCCCGAUUAGACCCCCUGAACACCAGGGCCUACAUGGAUGAGGCGAGUAAUGAGGUGGCAGUGAUGACACAUCACGACGCCAUCACCGGUACGUCACCGCAGGCUACGGCCGACGACUACACGAGUCGACUGCAGUCGGGAUACGCCGCCAGUAAACGAGUCAUUCAAAAGGCU
Molecule: messenger RNA, 1356 nt
Organism: Oppiella nova
Lineage: Eukaryota; Metazoa; Arthropoda; Arachnida; Sarcoptiformes; Oppiidae
Source: the annotation of a GenBank genome assembly